Molecule: messenger RNA, 630 nt
Organism: Danio aesculapii
Lineage: Eukaryota; Metazoa; Chordata; Actinopteri; Cypriniformes; Danionidae
Gene: lin28ab
Product: lin-28 homolog Ab
Exons: 4
Coding region: 1-585 (194 amino acids)
Molecular function (GO): zinc ion binding; nucleic acid binding
Source: RefSeq, a predicted model, not a curated record
AUGGCUGAAGGUGGAUGUACAAAGACAGAGGAGGAAGAAGCCGCGAGCUCUGAGGAAGACUCGGGCUCGUUCCACGGCUCUGGGGUCUGCAAAUGGUUUAACGUGCGGAUGGGCUUCGGCUUUCUGUCCAUGACCCACCGGGAGGGCAUCUGUCUGGAAUCACCCGUGGAUGUGUUCGUCCAUCAGAGCAAGCUUCAUAUGGAGGGUUUUCGCAGUCUAAAGGAAGGGGAAGCAGUGGAGUUCACCUUUAAAAGAUCUUCUAAGGGUCUGGAGUCCUUACAAGUGACGGGGCCUGGAGGGGCACCAUGUGUGGGCAGCGAGAAGAAACCAAAGGGUACCCAAAAGCGGCGUUCAAAAGGAGAUCGAUGCUUCAACUGUGGAGGGCCCAAUCAUCAUGCCAAAGAAUGCCAGCUGCCACCACAGCCGAAAAAGUGCCAUUUUUGCCAAAGCAUCUCCCACAUGGUGGCCAACUGCCCAAUCAAAGCACAGCAGUUGUCACCAGGAUCUCAGGGCAAAUCGACAACCUCAACAGGAGAAGAGGAGGACAUGAGCCACACUCCCUUACCGCCCGAGAGCUCGGAUUAGCUGAGGAAAGAUUGUCAGGGAAACACAAGCACCAAUCAAAAAGUU